AUGGGAGCCGUCGUUUCUUGUAUCACUGGCAUGUUCCGCGCCAUCGGUGCUGGUCUCAUGGCCGUCGUCAACGGAAUUGGAGCCAUCCUCACCGGUAUCAUCAACGCCAUCGUUGCCUUCUUCGAUGUCCUCAUCUCCUGCUUGACUUGCGGAAGCUGCGGCGGUAGGAGAAGAGGUAGACGUACGACAAGUCACGUCUAG
Molecule: messenger RNA, 201 nt
Organism: Botrytis byssoidea
Lineage: Eukaryota; Fungi; Ascomycota; Leotiomycetes; Helotiales; Sclerotiniaceae
Exons: 2
Coding region: 1-201 (66 amino acids)
Source: RefSeq, a predicted model, not a curated record